Molecule: messenger RNA, 13896 nt
Organism: Besnoitia besnoiti
Lineage: Eukaryota; Apicomplexa; Conoidasida; Eucoccidiorida; Sarcocystidae
Exons: 15
Coding region: 1-13896 (4631 amino acids)
Biological process (GO): organelle organization
Cellular component (GO): cytoplasm
Molecular function (GO): protein binding
Source: RefSeq, a predicted model, not a curated record
AUGGCGCCAGGAACAGACGACAACACACAAAACGGGCGGCCAGCGAUAGCCGUCAUGGAGCGGGGCGAAGACGAGGAGCGAAACGCAGGCGAUGCAGCGGAGAGUCCGGACGCAGUCUCUGAAGAUAUGCUGCGCAGUGGAGGAACUGCAGCGCAACCUGAGACCAGAGAGACGCCUGAGCCUUUUGUCGUGGUCACCUCUUAUCCUCGCAGUUCAGGGCCGAAGAGCGCUGCUUUGUCAAUCGUCGAAGGAGGACCUCAGUCCUGCCAGCCGUUUUUUGCUUCCGCCGCUUCUCUGUCGUUUUCAUUUCCGUCUUGGUCUCCUUCGCUAGCGCGGAGCGCGUCUCUCGGAGCCGACAGCAGGCGCGAUACCCACGAAGACCGCGCAGUCCAAGCAGGCCCUCGAUCCGUGUCCUCUCCCGACGGAAAUGCGUGGGAGCCUCAAGCCGAGUAUACGCCGGCGCGAACGAGCCGAGCGCGCCGCGCAGCGAGUCAAGAAGACGAUCUGGAGGGCGUUCCUCCUUCCCCUGAGCGGCCUGUCUGCGCGGCCGCCGAGGCGCAGGCGCCUGGGCGGGGGUUUGCGCUGCCCCGGCGCCACGCUCCGGCUGCGCUUCCCUUCCACCGCCAAACACAGAAUGACCUUCGCCUUUUCCCCCCGACUCCGCCUCUCUCCGUGGCGUCGCUCCCUCUGCCUCCCUCGAUCCCCGUGGCUGCAGAUCUAACGGACAGCGACGAGGAGGACGGCGCCCCACCGCCUGAGGCGCUAGGCGACGGUGUGCGGGACGCGGGAGACGAGGGCAGCGAGAUGGCCAGCAACGGUGCGGUGUGUGUUGUCUCUGCUGCCUCUGAGGCCGGCGCCGCCUCGGCGUCGUGCGCCUCUAGUAGCCGAGGCGAGUGCGCUGCUGAAGAGGAGGAGAUGCGCAGAGCUGAGGCAGACGCCCCACGGGUACGCGUGGAACACUCGGGCCGUGCAGAGGCCCCCGAAACGCACGCGAGGCGGCAGGGCAGCGAGAGAGAGGAGUAUGGCGAGCCGCAAGACAGCGACGCAGACCAGAGUCGAGACGCGGGCGGCGACGCCGGCGUGUCACAUUCUCCAUCUUCAGAGGGCGUGCCUGAGGCCAGUCGCGAAGGCGGAUGUGACGCAGCCAGAGGGACGGCGGCGGGUGCCGCGAUUGCUUCAGAGGGCGAGAGUGAAAUAGAGAGUAGAGAACUAGACGCCCAGGUUCAGAGCGAUGGCGGGCUCCUGGGGGAGGACUGGCGGGAUGCCGCGUUUGUCAGAACUAUGGCACGCGACGGACAGGGCAAAUGUAGUCUACGGGUACCGAGCGAGGAGGGAAGAGACAACGUGGAGAGAGCGCAAUCAGCGCAAUCGACAGAAGAUGCAGAUAGUGCAGACCGACAAGCCUCAAGUUGCGAUACCAAGAAAGGAACCCUGAACUUCACUCUUUUUCGCAAGAGGCUGAGUUUGUCUGUAGAAUGGAGAGGUGUCCCUGAGAAAGGAGAGGACGUAAGGGCAAGGAGCGAGCCCCAUGAUGCCGCCCGGUGUGCGUCGCCUCCCCAUUCGUCUUCAGCCUCUUCCAUUUUUUCGUUUUUCCCCUCUUCGCCGUUCAGGGGCAGGAGGCAACCCCCCGAAGGCAGUCCUUCGUCGCCUGCACUCCCCAGUGUAGCAUCCUCCUCAUUUUUUCCGCCUCUGUCGGUCUUGCCACACAAAAACUUUGGACGCGGCGAAAGCGACUCGUUGCCUGUUUCCCCGUCGCCUCCUCCGUCGUCUUCAGCUUCGUCCAGUUCGUCGUAUUCGCUUUUCCCUCGUUUCUCUGCGUCGCACUUUCGAUUCCUGAGUGGAGAAAGCGACGUCAGGUCUUCGCCGUUCGCUGCGUCGUCUGCGUUGUUUUCGCGCAUCCCUUCGCCAAGCAAAUGGAGAAAGGGCAGUGAGUCCAGUCCGUCUUCUCGUCAGGCAGCGGCGUUGGUUUCGCCGGCCGAUUCUGCGCUGUCUUCGUCAAUUUUCUCGUUUUCCGGCGAAUUUAAAGGCAGGAAGCCUGGCGGGCAAUACGGCAGCCCAGCAACUCCAUCGCCUUCUUUGUUUUAUACGUUCUUCACGGAGCCCGAUUCGUGUGCGCUGCCUCGCAGAAAGCGCGGCAGAAAGCGGGUGGGGAGCGCGCCGCUGCCCGCCUCAGGAUUCAAACUUCAAGUCAGUUCCCGCCGGCGGGCUUUGUCUUGCCCGUCGUUUUCCUCCUCCGCGUUUCAGCGGAAGACGAGAGAGCCAGAGGGCGGAGCAUGCAGGCGGUGUCCGACUCGUCACACGGAUGAGGCAGCACCGUACGGAGCUCAGGAACCCAGCAUAGAUCGCCUGACCGAAGAGCCGAGGAGCGUCGAAGCAGACUCAGGGGUAGCUGCGCAAGGCGGCUUUCAGGGGGCUGCUCCCGUGGAAAGGAGACCCUGUCGAAGUGCGUCCACGCCGUCACAGUUUUCUUCGCCUGGGCGCGGAGCAGAGAAGAGGAAUCUGUCCAUUUACGCCGGUGCAAAGAUAGGUAUGCGCGGCGCGCCUUCGUUCGGCCCCGUUGUCGCUACAUCUCACCGCGGACCGGCCGUCGGCGCGUGGUGCACAGGUUCCGCGGAGAAGGCAAAGCUCGCUUCGCCGCAGAACGACGCCGACGGGCGUGCGAGGCCGGACGCGAGCAUGUCUCGAGUCUGCCUGUCUGGCUGCGCGGCGGAGAAGGAACGCGAGCUCUGGAAGCUCGUGGAGGCCGUCAGCGUCCGCGAGAAAACGCGAGAGUACGAGAGGCUGAGCUCGCGCGCCCUCGCAUCCAAGCAGGAUAAGGCAGGCGCGCUGGCAGCGAAAGACGCCCAACGAGGAAAGAAGAUCUCGGCGAUCGUCGUCAAAAAGGCCGGCUCCUUGCCGCCGACCACCAAAGUCCUCUUCCCGAUCCGAGCCAAACAGCAGGAACUCGCACACGCUAGAGGAGAGGCAGAGAGAAGAGGCGGACAGCACCGGGAAGGCGAGGCGCGGUCAACCGGCGGCAAGAAACCGGCUGUCGGAAGGCUCGAGAAAACCCUGGUGAAGAAAGCAGCAGCGAAAGAGCGGCGGCCGCUGCCGUUGCCGCCACUCAAGCUCUUCGCCCUGUACGCGAGGCAGGAGCUCUCAGCGUCGCCUAGUCGGCAGCCUGUGAGGCAGCUGGCUGCACACGGAGAGGGCGCGCAGACGACGGGCGAAUGCGCUGGCCAUCUGCGAGGCGAACACAAACGUGAAACCGAGGGCAGUGACGUCAGAGAGGAGCGAACGCUUCGGGCACACCCUGAGGACACCCGCACGCCGCGGCAAGCGCCCGAGAGCCGCGCCGUCCGCACCCUCGAAGCUCUCCAGCGGGGAGAGUGCGAGGCGAAAGCGGAAGCAGCAGCCUGCGCAGCUGCUGCGCAAGAGAGCGGACCGCGAGGCGAAGACAGACACGAGUCCCGCCCAGAGAGACGAGUCGCAGAAUCGGAGGAGAGUUGCCAGGAGGACGAGCGAGAGCCCCGCCGGCCGGCGGAGGGACAUGUGCCGGAGACCUCUGAGGAGCCAGCGCCGAUGAUGGACGGAGGAGGCCAGCAGGAGGUGGAAAUGGAGACGAACGCAGGCGAGUUCGAGUUCGAAAAUGGAACAAACAGGGAGGAAGAGCAGGUGUGCGGAGAAGCCGGAGCCUCAGAGUGCAGCAGCGACCAGCAGCACCAGGCGGAGGUGGAGGGGGAUCCAGAGGUCGCGCGUGAGGCACUCGAAGGCUGUCUCAGCAACGGUGACCGCGCUGCGUUGACCGGGGAAGGGCUGACACAGCAGGAGGAAGACGGAGAAGCGAACAACGGGGACGCGACGAUUCCUCGCGCGCCAACGCUGGACGAGGACUCAGGCCGAGAUGAAGCCGGAGGCGAUGCCGUCGAUGAGGCGACGCCUUUGCUCACGGGGGUUGCGCCGACGCCUGCGGCAGAGCCUUUCCAGGAAUCCAAUGGAGAGGCCGAGGUCUCCUUAGGCGUGCGAGAAUGUGACCCAACGAAGGAAGGCCCCGGAUGCGAGCACGUCAUGGGGGCGAAGCUGGGCGAGACUAGGGAUGCGAUGUUCCCCGGCACCAGCCAGCGAAAAGACUCCCUGCCUCGUUUGGCUUCGCCCGCAACUGGCUCUGCGUCUUUCUCCGCGCCCGCUGCACUGUCCUUCGCCGCCGAUUCGUCUUCCCCCUCUGUCGUUUCACCCGCGUCGUGGUCGUUGCUGUGUUUCGACGGCGACGUUGAGAGCGGGCACGAGGGGCGUGCAAGUCUGUGUUCGCCGUCGACCUCUCCGCUGCUCUCGCCUCUUUCCCUCGCGUCUUCCGCUGUCCGCUAUCCCCCCAGCCGCGGCAGAGUCUGCCGUCGCGGGGCUGCGUCUUCGCGGCGCCGCAGAAAGACGGAUGCGCGGAAGGGAGAGAAAGCGAGGACUUCCAGAUCCGAGAAAACGAGGCCAUCCGGCAAUCCCCGGCGCUCUCGAGCCUCCAGCGACCCUGAGAGGGCCCAAGAGGGUGGAGACGAGAAGCCGCAUGUGGGCGUCUCCGUUGAACACGUGAACGAGGCAGUCACAGAAGGCGCCCACCAUGCCACGCCUUCUCUCCACGCCGCGGCCUGUCUCUCUUCGUGCCCUCUCUCCUUGUCUGGCCAGAGUUCCCCGUUGGCCUGUUCAUUUUCCUCUUCCGCAUCUGCUUCUUCGUCGGCGUCUGGGGCGUCUGCGCUCGCUGGCGCAUCUUCGUCUGCCUGCCCCGCUGCCUUCGCUCCCGCGUCGCCUUCCUACGGUUCGAUUUCUUCCGCGACACCGGCGGCUGCUUGUUCUUCCGCGUCGGCUUGGCCUCGCAGAGAGGCAGACGCGCUCGCGGUCUGCGGGCGUUCGCCGCGCUUCGUGCGCGUGGCUUCUUCGGCGGCGCCGAUGCUGUCUGUGGAGCCUCUCGCGCCUGCCUCGCAGGACGGGAAGAGCGCUCCGGCGGCGGAGGAGGCGACGAUUGACGAUGCGGCGGAGGCUUGCGAUGCAACUGGCAAGCAGCCAGCCGCGCGAGGAGAGGCAGAAGAAGCGAGCCGGCCUCCGUCGCCACAGAUUGUCGUUGACGUCUCAGAAGACGAACGCGCGGACAGCGGGUCGCCGGGCUCUGGGGUCCUCUCUCCACCGCCUUCGCCUUUCGCGACGCAGGUCGUGGCUGUUCCGAGCGAAGAGUCGGAGGACGAGCGCGUAAGCUCGGUCCGCCUGGAGUGUGCAUUUGCGUCGAUUUCCUCAGGAGGGAGCGAUGGAACGCCACAGCCAACCGCGUCGCCUUGCUCGCUUCCGGCACUCGACAUAGAGGAGGGGGAAGGGGACGCAGAAAGCGGCGACAGGCUGUCCACGAAUAUCAACGUGGUCUCUUCGUCCGAGCGCGAGAGUGCAGACGAACGCUGGACGGGGCGCUGGGCCUCUACGAUGCCCGAUGCCGACGACCAGGAAGAUGGGGAGACCGACGACGUCGAAGUCAGUCUCGAGUCUCUGCGGUCAGGCGCGGAGGAAGCCGGAGAGCGAAAUGAGCCCUUCUCGGCGUCGCCCGGCGGGACGCCUGGACGCGGCCCGUCGCCCGCGGGCGACGGCGGGUCGGACGAUGACGACGAAGUAAUUCUGCUAACGGAAGAUGCUUGCGAAGAGGAGGAACUAGAACUCCAAGAGCUGCUAGUGCCAGUGCAGACGUUCCGGGCGCGGACGCUCCUGGGUGAAGAGGAGGACUUAUCCCUCCGAGCGAGCUUUGCGCUGUCGAAACUCGGCGACGACGGCCUCCAUUUGCUGGUUCGGGAUCUGCCUUCUUCCGCGGCCCUGCGGGCGCCGCUUCACAGCCCGCCGGCGGCAGCUGCUGCUACGCCGAGGAGAUUCGCGCCCAUGUCGAGGCGCCAGGAGGCGGGCAGCGCGAGCCAGCCGCAGGGCGCGGCGCAGAGCGGAGACCUCGCGAGAAGGCUUGCCGCUGUCGAAGACGGCGGCAGACAGGAAGCCGACGACGCAGAGGAGGUGGGGGAGGAGAACGAAGGAACUGACGAAGAGCGAGGAAGCGAAGUCGGCCUGGCGUUUCAAGUCGAAAGAGAUCGCGGCCGCGAAGCAGCCUCGCAGGAGGACGAAGAAACGCUGGAUCUCAGCGGUCGUGAGAAUACAGAGGCCGAAGGGAUGGAAUAUCGCAGGAACGCGUUCUUGCCGGAAGAUCUCACUGGGGCGGAGAGGGGCUUGCGCCUGCGAGCAAACGACUUUGGCGUGGAGCGUGCGUCCAGCGACCGCGAAAUGGAUGCCCUGACUGAAGGCAAUAUUUCCGAUGAAGAGGCAGGCUCUCACGAUAUGGACGAAGAGGAGGCCGUCCCAGCCUGGGGCAGCCUCCCGCCUCUUCCUCGCGCUUGCCCUUCCGCCGCGCGUCACUCCCUCGACUCCCUCCCGCGCACGCCCUCGUCGUCGGCUCCAUCUUCUCGCGUGCGGCGUCGGCCCUCGUUGGCGCUGCCGCUUCCCGAGGCAGAGGGCGACGGAGACAGUUCCAUGUUCAUCACGCGGCAGGCGGAGACAGCUGAGGAGAGCUGGAAGCGACCAGCUGGCGGCACGGAGGCGCAUGACGGCCUUCUCUCCUUCAGGGCUGUAGAGGACGCGUUGCGCGAGCCCACGUCUUCGGCAGCGAUCCGUCCCGCUCCUGUCGCGCUGACGCCCCCGCCUGUGACCGCCUUGUCACAGGCCGCAGCGGUGAGUGCAGACUCGCCCCUCAGCUACGACUCAGGCCAGUCGAGGGGAGAGGACGAGGGCGGACACGUCCGCGAACUUACGCGUGAAACGGCGAGACGCGAGCGUCGAGAGAGCGCGAGAGAGCCGGGAGCAGCCAGACAGUGGAGGGACGAGGCAGGGAUUUCAUCGUUGGAAGGCGGGCAGAUGGGAGGCGCUCGCCUCCGAGAUCGAGAGAGGCAGUACGCGGACGCGCAGAGGGCGACGAGGGGGCUCUCGAGCCCGUUGCGGAGUCGCCACGCGCCGAGCAAGAAGACGAUUUCGGGCGGGGUCUCUGGCGCGGAGGGGAGGGGCACCAGAAAGCGGGGAAAAGCCGAAGCAACGCGACGCAACUCGAUUUCUCAGCGGGUGCCGCCGCAGUCGGUCUCGUCCGAGCUGAGAGAUCGCGGCAUGGAAGGGAGGGAGAGAGAAACAGAAAGAGAUGAGCGCGGGCAGCGGUCUGCACGGCUGCUGCCCAGCUCGAGGCUGCGAAGCCUGGGCGGCGGACCAGGCGACGCAGAGGCGCUGCCGCCGCCGCGGCUCCGGUCGACGCUGACGAUAACGGAGGAGACUGACGACGAGUUCCAGCGACGCGUGGGGAUGGAGAGCGCCAGAAAAGCGUGGACUAAUACACACGCGGAUGGCGACGACCCCUUCUCGCUGCGGCGUCUGCUUCGCGGAUCCCGCCUGCGAAUUGAGACGGACGAAGACCGGUCCGACAGAGAGGCAUCGAGUGCGUCCUCCCCUCCCGUCUUCGUCACUCCGACGGCGCACGGCUUCCAUCCCUCAUCUUCUUCUGGCUCUUCGCGCGCGUCCUCGUCAGCCUCCUCGUCUGGCAGGCCUCGUGCUUCCUUGGCGGAAGCCGGGAGCGAGCGGCGGUCUCCGCGCAGGACCAGAGUGGAGAAGCGAGAGGGCGCCUACGGCUUCUCGACCCGCCUCACAGUCGAAGUCAGCUCGGACGGGAGUGUGGCGGAGGACUUGCGCAUUCUGCGGAAAUUCGAUCGCUGCGAAGCGAACAAACCGCGUUGGGCGCGAAGACAAACGUGCGGAGAGGCCGCGGCCGCGGCGGAACUGCCAAAAGGAGAGGAGUUCUGGUGCGCACGCGAAAAGACCGCCGAGGCAGACCGGAAGCGUACACUGAGUUUCUUGACGAUUGCCACUGACGAAGACGAGGGCGAGGCAGCGCGAGGCCAGAAGAGCGCACAGAAGUCGCUGGGUCAUAUCACCGAUGCAAGGCACUUCAGAGAAAGCGCGAACAGUCUCUCGGCAGCGCCUGGCCACGAGCUGCGAGGCGAAAAGGUAGCGAACAAACCCGGGGGGCCGCGCGGAAAAUCCGCGACUGGAGGCACGAAGCGGCGUUUUGACGACGGACUAGCGUCGUCGCGGCCCGGAUCGCGAAACCCCGAGACAGGCGCAGCGCACGAGCAGGAAGCACAGGAAAAUGCGUUUUUGGAGGAUCUCAAGAUGCAUUUGCCGGGCGGGGAAACGGAGACGGGAAACGGGCUGUGGACGCCGGGGCUCUCCACGCUGCCCACAGAGGAAGGCGACCAGGAGGGGGAUUCUUUCGGUGACAAGAAGUUCGAAGAAAUCGUGCACUGCGAGCGAGUUCAGGCAGCGGUGAGCCGCAGCGACAAUGCCAGGCCGGGGCUGCGGACUCUGGCCUCUGGGACGGCGACGAAGGGCGCGGCUGGACAAGAUGAACGCGCGCGCCGCAAGUUCAAACAGGCGCUGGUGGCGAAGACAAAGAGAGACGAACCCGGCCGGCGACGUCGCGAACGCGCGGAUAGCGACGCAGACAGCGACGCGCUCAGCGACAUCAUCGCGGGCCUGAAGGCAGAGUUGACUCGGCGAUCGACUUACUGGUGGAGAAGCGCCAUGGAUGCGUUCUUCCGCUCUGCUCUCCUAAGCAGCUACGAGCUCCUCGGCACGCAGGGCGCCGCCGGCGUCCUGAGGGGCGAGCUACCCGGCCCCAACGCCGUGUCUCUGUUGAGCAGCAACUGGCACGACCGGCUCCAGUGGAGCUUUCGGCAGGUUGUCGCGGAAGCGCGCAGCGCCGCGCCUGAAAGCCAGGAGCAGCUGGCGGACAAGGAGCUGCUUCUCUGCAAAGAGCUCGGCUACUUCACUGCGGCCGCGCGCGCGGCGGCCGUCGUGCUGUCUUACGCGUAUCCGGCUGGCGACUUCAAUUCUGCGUCGAAUCAAGAGUACUUCGUGAGCGACGCUCCGGAGAGCCGACCGACGCGCAAACAGAAACUGAAGCAGGCCGCGCGGGAGGCAGAGAGCGACGACGACUGGGAACGCGACACGCGCGAGGUCCGACGCAGGCAAGAAGCCCAGCGCCGCAAACUUGGCGUCGCGGGAUGCUUCGUGCAAGUCACGCCCCAGAACCUGCCUGCAGUGUGGAGAGUCUAUAGACCCAAGUUCGACGACGACAAGGUCUUUGUGUUUGACAGCCUGGUGCUGACAGUGGUUCACGGCUCUCGCCGGCAGGGUGUCUCGACGCGCUCGGCUCGCAAGAUCUACGCGAACGACUACAAGGGCCGGCAGGCGGCGGCGUCAGUGAUUUACGAGAUGAACACCACGGCAGAUCUCUCGGCAGACGGCGGCACCGAGGAGUUCCUCAUGUCCGACGUGCAUCGGCGGCAGCUGCAGUUCGCGCGAGGCGCGGAAGACCCCGACUUCCAGCGAACGGACUACGCACUGCCCGUCUGCGCGCUCGUGGACUACUGCGGGCAGCGCAUCAUGGUUGAGCCGCUGAUGCCGAUCGCGCCGGAGCCGACAAACGUCGAGGAGGAGUUGGUGGAGUGCCUGCGGAAGGAGCUGCCGUUCUACGUGCAGCAGUGCAAAGUGCGAGGCUCGGAGUUCCUCGCGCUGGACGCGAUCGACAAGAUCGACCGCAUGGUCAACCAGAAGUUCCGCUUCAUCUCCAAGUCGCUGAACCUCCUGGGCUGCCCGUUCGCCUUUGGGCACUCGGACUUUGCGCAGUCGUGCCGUAUGCCGCGCGCGCAGCUCUGGCGCUCACGCGUCGACCAGCUCUGCGUGCUGCGGAAUCUGCACGAGUUUCUCCCGCCGACUGUCUCCAAGGGCGCUGUGCAUCCGACGUGGAGACUGCGGGAGCGGUUCGUCCGCCAAAUCUUUGACGCGCCGCUGCCCAGCACCGCCUCCGCGCCUUGGAGUGGCGCCGCGACCGAGGAGAAGGAGUUCUCAAAGUUCACGCGAAUCGCCAAGCCCGGCAGCGGCAUGGAGCUACUGGAGACUGCCCACGAGGCCCUGGAGGAGUGUGUGCAGGACGACUUGGUGCCUUCGAUCGAAGCGCUAUGCGUGAACUUUCUCGACAGCGCAGACGUCUCGCACGCGCUCCACGAGCAAGGCAUCAACAUGCGCUCGCUGGGCCUUGUUUACAACCAGUGCUCAGGCAGCGUGUUUCGCGACGCCGCCCUCCGCGAAAUGCUGGCGAGGGCCGCCAAGCACCUCUUCUUGAAGCAGGUGGAGGUCCUCGUGGGCAAGAAAGUUUACAGGAAGGUGCUGUGGGGGGAGUUGCUUCAGAGCGCCGUCGUCGCAUUGUUCAACGUUGUGCUGGGCACCACCGAGGAGACGCGGAGCUUCUGGCAGGAGCAACUCCUGCCGGAGGUGGCGGAGGUCUUCGGGGUCGACCUCGUCGGGAGUGUGAGCCCCAGAAACGUCUGCCUCCUCUCGCUCUUCAAGGCCAUGGAGUUCCGCAUGGGCGUCAAGUUCGAGGCCUCGGUGCUUCGAAAGACGCAGUCAGGCAAGGGCGAAGCGCUGGUGCUGCAGCUGCCGUUCACGACUGCCGAUCUCUGCCCGUUCACCUCGUGUCGCGAUUUGGCUCUCUUUCCACACGUCGAUUUCAUUCGCAGUCUCGUGACGCAGAGCGCAGACGCCUUCGCGAGCGCUGCAGAGUGCCGGCCAGAAGACUUGAGGGCGAAGGGGUCGCCCUCCUCGCUGGGGGCGGGCGUGGGCGGCCGCGAGGGCGCCGAGGACGCUGGGUCAGAUGUCUAUCCGCCGAGCUUCCUUGAUCUGGAGAAGAAGAAAGAAAGGACCAAGGCGGUUCUCGCGGGCGUCUCUGGGCUCCGGGAGACCUUCUCGUCGUCCACUUUGUCGAGCGACGAUGAGUCCGUCUGCCCGAAAGCCGAGGGAAGGGGCGACAAGCUCGCGAAAGACGAGCAAGAGGACGAAGAAGACCGGCAAAUGAUGAACCGGGAGAAGGAACUUGCGGCGCUCACGAAGCGGAUGGCGGACUCUUCCGGCCGAGAAAGGCAGCUAAACACGCACGCGCAGACCCUCGCGGGGCUGCGGGCCGUCCGCGGCUUCUUCCCGCAGGUCCAAACAGUUCUUCCAGGCUCCCUGGGCAUCAUUCGCACCGCCCUUGGGCAGGCUGAGCGCUUCCCCUCGAACGCCGACGUGUCCAUUGAGACGAAAAUCCAUCAAAUGAAGGCAGGCUUGACCGUGGCGAAUCGACUUCCGAUGGUCUACGGGACUGCGGGCAUGGCGUCGUACGGGCUUGACGGGGCUAUCCGGGCCUCCAUUCUGGGCGUCGCCUACCCGUGUCACCCGCACUGCAUGAAGUCCUUUCCGGACGCCCCCACGAUGCCGCCGCUUCUGGCGCAGGUGCGCGAGCGCGUGGAAACCAACACGGCGAAAAAGGAUCGUCGCAGCGUGCUUGGGCAUCGCGAAGAGAGGCAUAAGAAGCAGAGCCAGGGUGGGAAAUGCCUCGUCUUUGAGGGGUUCCGCGUCAGCCUCGCGCUCUACUUGACUGUCCACGCCAUGGUGGCAAGCGACAUCGUGACGAUCGGAAAGAUCGCCACGCAGCUGGCUUACGUUCUCCUGCAGCACGGCGAGACGAAGCAAGCCCUCGCUGCGGCGGACUACAUCCAGUCCAAGUUGCCAGACAUUGGCUUUCUCGACGGAGAUGCGAGGCUCAUUCAGCUCCAGUGUCAAGUCAAGAGCAGGAAGCUCCACAGCAUGGUGCAGACCUACAAGGAGCUCGUCCCGGAUUUCCUCUCCCUGGAAGGCCCGCUGUCCCUGCGCCUAAUGCUCAUGGAGCUCCUCCUCGCCGCAGUCGCGUUUCAACAGAAGCAGUACACCGCGGUGAUUCCUUCAGGAUUGAAGGUCUACCAUGCCUCCGCUCUGACCGUGAAUCCCAACGGCUGCCACUGGACAGGCGUAGCGGCGCUUCGUCUCAUCGGCAAAAGUCUGAUGGAGCUCCAGUGUUACUCGGAGGCCAUCACCGUUCUGGAGGACGCCGUCCGCGGAGGCCAGAGAGACGCUUCGCUCCCGUCCUUCGUCACUUGCAUGAAUCGCUACUGGCUGGCGGUCGCUCUCUCCAAGGUCGGACGCUUCCAGGAUGCCAAGGAGAAGGCGUCUGAAGCCUUGCACCAACUCGAAGACCAACUUGGCACAAACCAUCCGGCUACGCUUUCAAGUCUCUUCCUCGUUGCCGAGUUAGAUCAAACGCUCGGGUGCGAGGAGCUGGUCGCCCCGCCUCUGAGCAUCAUAGACGGCGAAGAAACGCUGAUGAAGGAAUUCGGCCGCGCGGCCUGCGAAGACGUCGGCGAGCUCAUGCGAUACCGUCCCAUCGGCCCGCAGGACCUCGAAACAAUCGAGAAGGUCGCUCACGAUCGCGUGCGAGCUAAGUGCAGACAGAACGCCGUCAAGCUCUUCACGUCUCUCUUUGGGCGGCUGUUCACCGGAGACCAGUAUCUAUACGUGACGGAGGAGCAGUACAGGGACAGCAAAAUUCAACGGAAACAACGACUUCUCGCCGCCGUCAAACACACCCUCAUGGUCAAAAUGUGUGAUCUCCCGCUGCCAACUCAAAGGAUCCUGGCCUAUCGUCUGUACGUCCUCUGCGUGAGUCAGAGCGGCUCCUCCUUUUUGAAGCGCCUCGUGGCGAUGGAUCGCGAGGGGCUGUUCCCGCGCGACGACCAAGAGGCCGAGAACGGGCCUCUGGGAAGUCCCUCAAGCAAAGCGCUCCGCGGCGCCGCGGCCCAAGACGGCGAGGGAGGCCAGCGGAGCCGGGAGUUUCGAGACAGGGACGACGCACUCCUCGACUUGGACGACUUCUUCAUGUUCCACCGCGCGACCUCCACCUACGGCACGAACGUCGUGUCGCAACGCAACGUUCUCGCGGCCACAGUGAAAAUCGACCCCAGCGAACUGCCGAUCCGCGAACACGGCAUCCUGAUGAUGACGCUGCUGGUGUUUGCUCGGCCGUCGCCUGACAUCUCGGAAGUUUUGGAGCAGUGCGUCGCCGACUGUCGGAUGGAGUCGGGGCUUGUCCCUGCCGCCUGGUUCGAUCGGUUGCUGGCGCGCAUCAUCGAGGAGAACGGGACGCCCGACGACUUGGUCUUUUUCGUCUCGAUGCUUCGCACUUUCUACGCGCCCAUCCAGAAACGCAUUUUCCUGUUUUUCCUGCACGAAGAGUGUGGGAGGGCGGAUGUCAAUCCGGGGCUCCUCCACUCGCAGGCUGCCAAGCGCGAGCUCUACAUCGACACCGUCAAGAAACUGAUUCAAGUUCGCAUGAACAAUGCACGCUUCCGCGAAUACACCAAGCUGAAGAAGAUCCGCGAGAAAAACAAGAGAGACAAGAAAAUGCUAAAGAAGCGCGAGCUCGAGGAUACCGCCCUGAUCGACGGCACCGACGGAACUGAUAUCCGAUUUCUCGAGUACACCAUCGAGUCACCGGACGCUUCUGACAGCGAAGAGUUCUUGGAUGACACCACAGGCCUCGUCAACAGCUGCGUAUGGAAUGGGGUGUCUCUGCAGAAUUUGAACGCGCGUUUGACGGAGCAGCUGCUUCACCAGGAGUUCCUCGAGAAGGAGCAUGUGAGGGACAUCGGCGCGCUAACGAGGGCUGCGCGGGCGGGCGCGAAGGACGAAGAUUUGCGAGUGAACGUGGAGCGGCUCUCCGCAGCCGACCGCAGUCUCCUGGGCAGGGGUCUCAUCUCUGGGCGGACGGCCGUCAGGCCCAUGGGCCGCGCAGCCGAAAUUUCGAUUCAGAAAUUCGGCACGGAGGGCGGCCUCGUGGUGAACUCCCUCCCUUCUGCCUCCCUCGCGUACAACUUGGACAAAAUCGAACGCAUUCCUGUGCAGGAACGAGAAGAAAACCAAGUCCUGCGCGGCGUCCACGUCGAAGGCGGGUUCGUCCCGUAA